GCGGGGAGGGCGCUCCGGGCGCGGUGCCGUCCCCUCSGCUGUCCCCGGCGCUCCGCGGCUGCACCGCCACCGUUCCGGGCUCUCUGUACGCGCACGGCGGCACCUGAAGCGGACGGUGAUCGGAGCUCUUCCAAAUCCCAUUCCCGGGGAACCCCCGGGCACUGAGGGGGCUGCCGGUAGGGAUUUUAGUGGAGACCGUGAUCUGUCGCGAUGAGUUUUCUGCUGCCCAAACUGACCUGUAAGAGGGAAGUGGAUCAGGCAAUAAAAAGCGUGGCUGAGAAGGUUUUGGUUCUCCGUUUUGGAAGGGAUAAUGAUGCUGUUUGUCUGCAGCUCGAUGAUAUUCUUGCAAAAACAGCCCAUGACCUAAGUAAAAUGGCAGUCAUUUACUUGGUGGAUGUGAACAAUGUCCCAGUGUACACCCAGUAUUUUGACAUCAGUUAUAUUCCAUCUACUGUAUUUUUCUUCAAUGGACAACAYAUGAAGGUUGAUUAUGGGUCUCCAGAUCACACCAAAUUUGUAGGAAGCUUCAAAACAAAGCAAGACUUUAUAGAUCUGAUUGAAGUGAUCUACCGCGGAGCAAUGCGGGGAAAGCUSAUUGUGAGAAGUCCAAUUGAUCCCAAAAACAUUCCUAAAUAUGACCUUCUCUACCAAGGAAUUUAGUGGGAUGACCUGUGAAAAGAAUGACACAAAUGGACAAUGUUCUAGAUMUCUUUUUUCCUUUGGGCACUUUUAGCCACCUCUGACACCAUGGGACAGUUUGAGCAUUUAUCCUGAAGGAUCAUAUUGGUCUCCUUCUGAAGACAGACAUUCUGUCACCUCAUGCUUCUCUCAUAAAUAAAGCUACAUGUUCAUGCA
Messenger RNA from Malurus melanocephalus (red-backed fairy wren), 855 nucleotides. RefSeq names its product thioredoxin like 4B (gene TXNL4B). The record is from RefSeq and is a predicted model, not a curated record. Gene Ontology annotation, cellular component: U5 snRNP; U4/U6 x U5 tri-snRNP complex; spliceosomal complex. The coding region runs from base 211 to 660 and encodes 149 amino acids. The transcript is spliced from 4 exons. Gene Ontology annotation, biological process: mRNA splicing, via spliceosome. Lineage: Eukaryota; Metazoa; Chordata; Aves; Passeriformes; Maluridae.